Molecule: messenger RNA, 5323 nt
Organism: Synchiropus splendidus (mandarinfish)
Lineage: Eukaryota; Metazoa; Chordata; Actinopteri; Syngnathiformes; Callionymidae
Gene: lpin2
Product: lipin 2
Exons: 20
Coding region: 154-2874 (906 amino acids)
Biological process (GO): cellular response to insulin stimulus; fatty acid catabolic process; triglyceride biosynthetic process
Cellular component (GO): nucleus; endoplasmic reticulum membrane; cytosol
Molecular function (GO): phosphatidate phosphatase activity; transcription coactivator activity
Source: RefSeq, a predicted model, not a curated record
AACUGUGCUCGCGCACCAUCACAGCAGUCGGCUACGACGGUCCAGUCGCGGACACGUCAGGAGGCUUUUUAGGACUUUCCCAGGCAACAAAAUGGGAAAAGACUGACGACAUUCAACGUCCCGCCUCGCUGAAGCAAACGAAAGGUGCACACCAUGAACUACGUGGGCCAACUGGCAGGUCAGGUGCUGGUCACCGUCAAAGAGCUGUACAAGGGCAUCAAUCAGGCCACGUUGUCCGGCUGCAUCGACGUGGUGGUGGUCCGCCAGAGGGAUGGCUCCUAUCAGUGCUCGCCCUUCCACGUUCGCUUCGGCAAGCUGGGCGUGCUGCGUUCCAAAGAGAAAGUGAUUGAUAUUGAAGUGAAUGGAGAACCGGUGGAGCUGCACAUGAAACUCGGGGACAACGGAGAGGCGUUUUUUGUUCAAGAAGCUGAGCUACAGAAUCAGCUUGUCCCGGCCCAUUUGGCCACCUCUCCAAUCCCGACAGACAGUCAUCUCUUCUGGAUCUCAGAAGUCGACCGGAGGUCACCCAGCGUUUUAGAGGAUGACGCUGCUGACCCAGAAGAUCCGCCCGAACCCCCGGCGCCGACUCCUGGCGCCACAAAAAAGAAAAAGCGACGGAGAAAGAAGCACAAAGGAGACCCGCGGCGGGAGGAACUGACCCCACCCAUGUCAGUCACCACCGGUGCUGCUAAUGCUGCUGCUAUGUCCAACUCUGGACAGAACGAAGAGAUAUUUGAGAUGGACCUGAGCUCUGAUGAAGAAACUGCAGCUCAUGUCUCAAGGUCGCCUUCCGUUUCUACAAUCCGAGAUAUCGACCCCAAAUUACCCUCAUCCCGACACAACCUCGACGGUUACGCAAUGUCUGAUGGAGACUGGUCAGAAAAUGCCAGUCACGGCCUGUCUCAGGCGUAUUCCCCAAAGAGCGACUCUGAGCUGUUGGUGAGGCCGUCGGAGAGUCUGCUCAGAGCCGAGUCUCACAUGCAGUGGACCUGGGGAGAGUUCCCAGAGACCACAAGGGUGACCAAAAAGGAGAAACCGGAGCUACUCAAAACUGUGACCAUCACACCGUCCGAGAGCACCCACUUCCGGGUCAUCCUCAGCACUGAAGCUAUGGAGGAGGACAGCGAGGUGGAGAAAGUGUCCAGCUCCUCCUCCGUGUGCGCCAUCGUGAAGCCCGAGCCCCGCACCCCGACUAGCCAGGCCGCAGCAAUGGGUCCGUCGGUGAGCAGCACCACGUCUCUGAGCCCCGUCGGUGGCACAGAGCCUGCGGACGCCCUGCCUAACAGCGUGGUGACAUCCACACCCUCCAGCGGCCAACCUACUGAUUCCCCAUCCAAGAAGAAAGGCGUCCCAAAACGAAGCCAGCAUCAGGGUCCUGAAGACAUCUACCUAGACGACCUGAAUGUACUUGAGCCUGAUGUUGCAGCCAGAUAUUUCCCCAAGAGUGAGGCGGAGGCGGCCGCAAAGCACUGGAUGGACUCAGAGAUCCACUCCGGUUCCCAGUCUCCGCAGUCAGUCGGCAGCGCUGCAGCCGACAGCGGGACCGAGUGUCUCUCUGACUCGGCGAGUGACCUCCCUGACGUCACGCUCUCCCUCUGCGGUGGCCUCACCGAGAAUGCUGAAAUAUCCAAAGAAAAAUUCAUGGAGCACAUCAUCACUUAUAGUGAAUUUGCUGAGAACCCAGCAAUCAUUGAUAACCCCAACCUGGUCGUGAGGAUAGGAAAUAGAUACUACAACUGGACACUGGCUGCGCCACUGAUCUUGAGUCUUCAAGCUUUUCAGAAGAACUUACCAAAGGCCACGGAGGAGGCUUGGGUGAAAGAGAAAAUGCCAAAGAAAUCUGCACGGUGGUGGUUCUGGCGGAAAAGAGCCGACAGCACAAUCAAACAGUCUGAGACGAAGCUUGAAACUAAAGAGGAAACUCAUUUGGAGGAGGAAGGACAGUCCAUUCCUCAGGAGAAGCUGGCCUUGCUCCCGAAAACAGGAGACUCGUCCAGCGACGAAGAGUCCAAGGAGUUGAGCGCUGCCUCUUGUCAAGACCGUCUGCAGGCGGGCGAUGGUCAGCAGCAUUCCAGUGCACACACCUACAGGAAGUCUCUUCGCCUCUCCUCUGAUCAGAUUGCAAGUCUUAAACUAAAAGAGGGGCCCAACGACGUGACCUUCAGCAUCACCACACAGUACCAGGGCACGUGCCGCUGUGAAGGAACCAUCUACCUGUGGAACUGGGACGACAAGGUCAUCAUCUCCGACAUCGACGGCACCAUCACCAAGUCUGAUGUGUUCGGACAGAUCCUCCCACAGUUGGGGAAGGACUGGACCCACCAAGGCAUCGCCAAGCUCUACCACUCUGUUGCCGAAAACGGCUACAAGUUCCUGUACUGCUCGGCUCGAGCCAUCGGCAUGGCGGACAUGACCAGGGGUUACCUGCAGUGGGUCAACGACGGGGGGACCAUCCUCCCCCGGGGUCCUCUCAUGCUGUCUCCCAGCAGCCUCUUCUCUGCCUUUCACAGGGAGGUCAUUGAGAAGAAGCCCGAGAUCUUCAAGAUUGAAUGCCUUACAGACAUCAAGAACCUGUUCCAGCAUAACAAGCAGCCAUUCUACGCGGCCUUUGGGAAUCGAGCUAAUGACGUGUUUGCCUACAAGGAGGUGGGAGUCCCAGUGUGCAGGAUCUUCACUGUCAACCCCAAAGGAGAGCUGAUCCAGGAGCAGACAAAAGGCAACAAAUCCUCGUACGGGCGACUGAGCGAGCUGGUGGAGCACGUGUUCCCUCUGCUGAGCAAAGAGCAAAACGAGGCCUUCGAAAUGCCAGAGUUCAGCUCCUUCUGCUACUGGAGGCAACCUAUACCGGACAUCAACCCGGAUGACCUGCUGUGAGUCAGCCGACUGGACUCUCAGGUAGACACGUACCUGCACUCGCGGGAGGACCGGGGACUCGCACAGAAACACAAACGCCACUCACGUUACUCAGUCGUGUGGACGAGGGUCGGGGUUUGUACAUGUCGUAUUCCAGCCGUGGGAUUACUCUGCCAAAUACCGGAGAAACGCCGCGCUCACUUUUGUUCACGACUUCUGCUCUCAGCAGCAGGAGGUGUGAACAAAGCUGCCCCUCCCCUGCGGUUCCUGCCACUCGGAGGAAGUAACCGCAGGUCGUGAUCCCGGCGCAAUAAUCCCGCGCACGCCAGACUCUCACCGGCAAAUAUGUGAAGAUGCACUCAUACGUUCGGAGAGGAAAUGAAGCAGAUUUAAUUUUCCAUUUCAGAUUUGUGUUUUGUGUAUUUGAUGAUAAGUUAUUUGGGUCCGUUUGUCAGUCUGGAAGUAAUUUAUCAGUCAGGAACGGUGUACUUGAUACCCUGUCAGCCAGGUGUGUGGAAGGGAAGCGAUCACCAUACACCAUGGGACUGAAGCUCAAAGGAAGUAUUUCUGCUCCGAGUGUGAAUCUUGUCGGAAUGCUGCUGCUGUCGAAUGACAGACCCGUCGCCGCAUGGCUUUACCAGAUUUAUCCAAGGCACUUUGUCUGAGCUGCAGCCGGAGAGGCGGACUAAUAUGCAACCAGUUUUAGCUGAAGGAGCGACGCAGACACGUGGGCUGUCCUUGAAUAAAGAGGAAGAGAUUUGCUUGUUUGGAGAGCUCCACGUGAUUCCAUCAACAGGACACCGACCUUUAGCACCCGUGCGUGUGUGCGCGUGUGUGAGGGGACCGAAGACUGAUCGCCUCUCUCCAGCAGAAGAAGUAGCCAUUCCAUCUUGUUUAGAGGAAAACAGGAAAUACUUGACAGCGUCCCGGAAGCGCCGACGAUGGUGCUGUUGAAGAGGAUGACAAGAGCCCAAGCACAAUUUCAGACGACGGACCGGAACGUCAGUAUUUCACAGGAACAUUUCUCUCUCUGUAGCGCAACAGUGCUCGGUAUGACUUGAUUUAGAUGCUGUGCUGCUCAUCACUCGCUUAUAUAUCUGAAGAAUUCCAUUCUUUCUAUGAAAGUGAAGCAUCUUGUGUGGAGCGUUCACACCUCAUCCGCGGAUCUCCAGUCAUCCAGUGUGUCCAUGCUGAUCGUCACUCGUCUGUGAUGCCUUUUAUCAUUUCUUACGCGAAUGCUGUUUGUUGGUUUGGAAGUUAAUGCUUGCCUUGUGAUUGUGUAGAACAACCAAAUCACCCUGUGUGUGCGCUGUGUUGUGUUGGAAAAUAAUAUGUUUAAGAACAAAGUACAAUGUAAGAAGAGAAGUAUCGGCCUGAUGAAGCUAACCGACUGUGGCUUAUGGUCAUAUUUGUAUCAAAUAAAGUUUCUAACUGAAUCUGUGUGUCAUUAUUUCAUUGAUAUUAUUUGAUGAUAGUAAUGUGUUAUGUGCUUCUUACUCACUUAUUUAUGAUUGUUUUUACCUUAUUAUAUGCCCAUUUACAUUUUUCCCUUUUUGGCAGUUCCAAAUGGUCUAUUUUGUCCUUUAUUUUCUUGUUAAAAUAUUUGAAAAUGAAUAUUCGUGUCAUGUCAGUUUGCCAUAUUUAAAAGAAUUACAGGUGACUUGAGUCAUGUUUCGUCAAGCAGCCAUGUUGAAAUGAGUCUUGUGUUGUGUAUUUUCCAUGGAAGUAGUGAUGACGUGGAGGUGUGAAUUCACUGCCAUUUGGUAGAAGAGCAGAAGCAGGACUGGUGGUGAGUGGUUUCAUCUGGCUUGAGAAUGUCUCAGGAGUCGAGAGACGGAGGCGUGACUGCCACUGAACAACCCAGUGAGGGAGGACACGACCCCUGACAGAGGUACCGUCCCGUUCACCCACAUGUUGUGUAUUAGAGGUGAUCAAAAAUCACUUCUAAAUUUAUAGACACUUUAAUGCAUUUACAAUAGAUACAAAAGGUGAUUAUCAAAUAUAUUAUCAACAAAAAGGGACUUCUGAAUCCACUUCAACGAUUCGGCGUAACCGAGCGGCAUCAGCUCGGCGUCACAUUUUUUGGUGAAAACUCAAGUCUCCUCCACAUUCUUGUGAGUCUUUGUCGGGUGGAAACGCACUAGUCUCUGUGGCGGCGGCGGCUAGCUCCUGGCCUGCGGGGCGUACAGGAAGAGGGCGCUGAAGGUGGAGACGAUCUCCAGGGCGUCGCUGGUGGCCAGCUGCCCGCCCGUCCUCAGCAAGCCCACCCGCUCGCCCUUCCUCAGCGGCAGGAUGAGACUGAAGGAUACAGAACCUCCGCAGCCGCAGCCGGGCCGACCAGCAGGGGACCUCGCUGAGCUCUGUAGCCGCUGGACGCUGCGGUUGGACACUGACAGAACGGCUUCCACGCGGUCACCUGGUUUCGCCGUGAGCACACCUGAGAUCAGGUACCGUCCGUCCAGAGGUACAG